Molecule: messenger RNA, 1446 nt
Organism: Daphnia pulicaria
Lineage: Eukaryota; Metazoa; Arthropoda; Branchiopoda; Diplostraca; Daphniidae
Gene: Ras85D
Product: GTPase HRas
Exons: 7
Coding region: 337-909 (190 amino acids)
Biological process (GO): epidermal growth factor receptor signaling pathway; Ras protein signal transduction
Cellular component (GO): plasma membrane
Molecular function (GO): GTP binding; GDP binding; GTPase activity
Source: RefSeq, a predicted model, not a curated record
CUGCGGCCUUCGCUUGAAUACAUGAACCACAGUUGCAGAUGGUUCCCAAUGCCAAUGCAAAACCUAUCUUACUCAUUUUGCUUCCUUUAUUCUUCUCCCAAAGACGCCGAUUUAAUAUUUCUUUUGUUUUCUUUUGUCUUACUCAGUUAUUCGUGAAAAAGUGAAUAAUAUCUGGUUUACAGUGUGCCUGCUCAUGUGGAUGAUCAAUGUGAUCACCAGUGUCGGAACAAUCAAGAGCAAGAUAUUUCUGUGGUUGUAGGCAACUCCCUUCAACCUCAUUAGCCUACUGUUUUUAUUUUGACUUCUCUUGCUCGCCAGAGCUCAUCUCUUACAAAUAUGACCGAGUACAAACUUGUCGUCGUUGGUGCUGGAGGUGUAGGCAAAAGUGCUUUGACUAUUCAGCUCAUCCAAAACCAUUUUGUUGAUGAAUAUGAUCCUACAAUAGAAGAUUCAUAUCGUAAACAAGUUGUCAUUGAUGGAGAGACCUGCUUAUUGGACAUUCUUGAUACCGCUGGGCAAGAAGAAUACAGUGCCAUGAGAGAUCAGUAUAUGAGAACAGGAGAAGGCUUUUUGCUUGUAUUUGCUGUUAAUAAUGCCAAGUCAUUUGAAGACAUCAGUGCAUACAGGGAACAAAUCAAGAGAGUGAAAGAUGCUGAAGAAGUUCCCAUGGUUUUGGUUGGCAACAAGUGUGACUUACCCACUCGUGCUGUUGAUAUGGCCUCAGCAAGGGAAGCUGCAAAAAAUUAUGGAAUACCUUUUGUUGAGACAUCUGCCAAGACUCGCAUGGGUGUAGAUGAUGCAUUCUACACUUUAGUAAGAGAGAUACGCAAAGAUAAGGAACGCCGAGGCCGAGACAAACAGAAAAAGCCAGGCGGCAAGCUCCGUCCUUUGAAAUGUCAUAUUCUGUAAUCGUCGGUGUGAUUAGGAAAGUACCAUGGUUCAAAAACUUAUUUACACGCAACUUCUAGUUGUGUUUUCUGAUUGUCGAGCUAUACGCCAUAUUCUAUGGUCGAAUGCAAUUGGAUUGGAUGUUUGAAAAUAUUCUACAAGUAAAAUUUUCUACUCGUAGCUAAGCAGAUGGUACUGAACAGGCCUUUUGAUUGAAUGGCUUGGGAGGGGAUGUAUUUUUUUGUUCACAAGGGUAAUGGUAAUUAGACCGCGAAUAUAAGAUGUAUUUGUCAAUUCUUUCAGCGUAGUAUGUGCGUAAGUGUGGCUUGUGUCGUUUUACCUGUUUGUAAUAUUUUGGUACGUUCACAAGUUUUAUCAAUCACGGUUUCUUAAUGAUGUAGCAAUUCUUACUGCCCUAUUUGCCGUGGACUGCAAUUGAAAGCAUAUCACGGACUUGAAUUUGGACGUUUUCAGAAAACUUCAUUUUCGAACAUUAUUUUUAAAUGGUCUUGCGAUAGACAUGUAAUAGCGAAUACACAUUCAUGAUCGUCAAGCUGA